GAGGUUAUCAGAGAGCAGCCAAUGGCAUCAAUCACCAACCUGCACGAGGCAAUGGAAAACAUCAUUCGCCUGACUGCCUUGAGACCAUACAUGGACCCUCUGACCCGCUCUCAGCUGGUACAAAAAAUCACCCAGAAGGUCUUCCAGUUGCCAUCCUUGCAGGUUAUGAAGAUCAAAGCUGGGAGCUCGGUCAAAGCAACACCGAGCCAGGACUGUUAUCAAGAAACCGUGUACAUCUGGCUCAACAUGCUCACCAGCUUGCUGUCAGAGGCCCCCUCUCUGAAGACGCUGCAGGAGAUAUUAGUGCACAUAAAAGGCUGGAUUGACUCCACAAAAAUCAGUGAGCGGCAAAGAGCAGUCAAGACCACCAACGCACUCCUGAAAUAUGUCUCCGAGCAUCUGGACUUUGAUGUAUCCCAGGAUUUCCCCCUUCUUGGGCAGCUGGUGGCGCUCUUGUCCCUUCACCUCACAGACAAUGUGAAGGAGAUUGGCCUGCAGUCAGCGGAGGCAUUAUAUCAUCUCCAUUACAUCUUGAUAGCCAAAAUGGGUAAGGAACUGGAGAAGAGGGGGAAUAAAAAUAAGAAAGGCAAGAUGGUCAGAUGGGUCCGAGAAGACUUCUUUAUCCCUGGGCCCUCCCUCUUCCACUACAACAUCGCAAAAGUGGCCAAGGCUUUUGGGGAGCACCUCACGCCCAGCCAGAUCAAUGAAGUCGUGUUGAAGGCGAUUGACAACCUGACAGUGGAAGACAGAGCCGUCUCUCAGGCUGCAGGAAAGCUCCUAAGGUCCUUCCUUGAGGAAUGUGGAAUUGAGAUGGAAAAC
This is a messenger RNA of Podarcis muralis (Common wall lizard), 819 nucleotides long. The record is from RefSeq and is a predicted model, not a curated record. Lineage: Eukaryota; Metazoa; Chordata; Lepidosauria; Squamata; Lacertidae.